AUGUUUUACUGGCGCAGGGUUAGAGUGACUGUCUACUCGGAUUGGCUGCAAGCCCAGUCAGCAAGCCGUUGCUCCACGCAGAUUGGCCAGGGAGGGGUGAGCGUGGGGUCCCUGGGGGGUACUGUCCCCGCGCAGGCGCUGCUGCCCCUGCUGGCCGCCCUGCCCGGGGCGUUGCCCCGCAGCCCUGACCUGCUGCUGCUGGACGGUCUGGAGCACUACGUGGCUGCCUGCCCCUGCUCGCGGGGGGCCGCCCGCCUCGCUGCCCUGCUGGUGGACACCGCUGUGGCCUGUGCCACCUGCCCGCACGCCCCGGGUCUCGGCUGCCAGCUCAUCGCCUCGGUCUGCAGUCCCGGGACCCCCGACGCUGCCCAGCGCCUGGCCGCCCUCGUCCGUUACUUCCCGGCCCGCUGUCGGCUCAGCCCUGCUCCGGGGGAGGAGGGUCCCGGGCAGGCAUGGAUGGCCCACUUGUGCCAGGCAGGGGCCCCCAGCCACACCUGGACGAUCCUCUUCAGCCCCCAUGGGGAGCUGAGCAUGGCCCCAGCACCUGGAGAGGAGGCCCUGGGGCUGGGGGGCAGCUGGGGGGAGGGAAGGGAGCACAACCGGCAGCCAGCAGGGGAGGUUUGAGGCUCAACCCCUGUCUCCCGGAUCCUGCCCCUGAGCUGGCUGGUUCUGUGGAGCUGGGGUUGGGGGGGGUUGGGGGGGGUUACAGCUGGAGCUGGAUGUUAGGGUUAUAGCACCCAUGUGUGCCCAGCUCUGGGGACACCAGAGCUGCUCCCAGACCAGCUGGGAGUGGAGGUGGGGGGCUUUUGGGCUGGAAGCUGUAUGUAGAGCCCCAUCUCUUCCCUGAGCUGAAGGAACCUAGGCAUUCGAGUUCCCAGCCCCCAGGCUCUCCCCACUCUUACCCGUCCACACCACAGGGAUCCAGUGUGGUUGUCAGAGUGCCAUGGCUCUAACCUGGCUGGGGCUGACCCUGGGCUGUGGGGAUGGGGAAAAGAGGGCAGCUGCAGGUUUCCCCCCCCCCUCCCCCCAGCAGCCUGAUGGGCCCCUGAGAGAGAGGAAGGGCUGGGCCUGAGGGCCCUGAUCCCUGCAGUGUCCCUGCCUAGGCUGGGGCUGGGCCUCCCCAGAUGGGGCCUGGUGAUAAGGCCCCAGCGAUCUGCGCCCUGCAGAUAAGUGCUAUCAGCAGGGAGAGGCCUCCUGGGUCGAACGGUUCUGAGGAUGGAGGAGGGGCCCACAGUCAUGCCAGUGACCACCACCCUCCCAGAGCUGGAGGAAACCCAGGCAUCCAGGCUCCCAUCCCCUACUUAGCCCAACAGCCCCCUGCAUCCUCUCCCAGAGCUGUAGGGAACCCAGGAAUCCCAGUUCAAAGCUGCUGCUUAACCCC
This is a messenger RNA of Alligator sinensis (Chinese alligator), 1381 nucleotides long. It is a transcript of the gene SWSAP1, whose product is annotated as SWIM-type zinc finger 7 associated protein 1. The record is from RefSeq and is a predicted model, not a curated record. The transcript is spliced from 2 exons. Bases 1 to 624 code for a protein of 207 amino acids. Lineage: Eukaryota; Metazoa; Chordata; Crocodylia; Alligatoridae.